AUGUCAUUCUCCGAGGCCUUCGCGGCUCUCUCCGCCAGCCUGACAGCCGGCGCUCAGCGGCUGAGCGGCGCCUCCUCGUCCUCGGCCGACGCUCCGGCGGCGGCGGCGGCGGCGGCGGCGGCGGCGGGCGCGGAGGCGCGGAAGCUGAGCCUGAGCGAUUUCGACGUGUGCGAGCAGCUCGGCGAGGGCGCGUUUGGGACGGUGUGCCGCUGCCUCCGGCGCUCGAGCGGCGUGGCCUACGCCCUCAAGGCCGUCUCGAUCGCGCACGCCACGCGGAACGGAGGCCUGGCGCAGGUGAUUGCGGAGCGAGACGCGCUCGUCGCGCUCGAGGAUCCGGGCCACCCGAACGUGAUCCGGCUGCACGCGACGUUCCGCGACGACGACUCGCUCUACCUCGUCCUCGAGCUCGCGACGGGCGGCGAGCUCUUCUCGCACAUCCGCCGGCUCGGCGCCUGCUCGCUGCCCUGCGCGCGCUGGCUGACGGCCGAGCUGGUCAACGCACUCGAGUACCUGCACGGGCACGGCGUGGUGCACCGCGACCUCAAGCCGGAGAACCUGCUGCUCGACGAGGUCGGCCACCUCAAGCUCGUCGACUUCGGCUCGUGCUGUCGAGAGCGGCUGCCUACGGCGGCAGCGGCGGGUGACGGCGUUGACGGCGAGGCGGCGAGCGGAGACGCCGGUCGACCCGCCGACACGCGGCGCUUCGUCGGGACGGCGGAGUACGUCUCCCCCGAAGUGCUCGGGGACGGGGACGCGACCGCCGCCUCCGACUUGUGGGCGCUCGGCGCCAUCGCAUACCAGAUGCUUGCCGGCGCCCUCUGCGCUGUGAUGAACCCGCAGCUCGCGUCGAGGGCACUUGCGCGCGAGGAGCGGCCGCAGCUCCUCUCUUCGCAGGCGGACACGCCGUGGGGCGCCGCCAUCUCUGAGGGCGAGAUCAUCGUGCUCGGCACGCCCGUCCUCAAGCGCCGCUUUCUCUCCGUGAAGAGCCGGCAGCUCCUGCUCGUCGACGCGCCGCUCUCGACGCCGCCGCCGCCGCCGCCGCCCGCGUACACAAACUUUCGGAACCCGGAGGGCAGCUUCGCCCGCAGCCGCGCGAGCGAGUCGCACGCGAAGCCGCCGCUGCCGCCCGCCACGCCGCUGGUUGGCGGCCGGCUGGUGUACGUCGACCCCGAGAAGCUCGAGGUCAAGGGCGAGAUCCCCUUCUCGUCCGAGUUCGACGCCGAGCUUGGCCCGCGAGGCGCCUUUUACGUACGGCCGGCGGGCGAGCGCGGCCGCACCUACUACUUCGAGGACCCGGCGGGGGACGAGGCGCCUAUUAUUGUGCUCGCCGAGACGUGGGUGCGCACGCUGCUCCGCUUCAAGGCGAGGCUCGUCGACGAGGCGCGCGCGCGCUAG
Emiliania huxleyi CCMP1516 is the source of this 1395-nucleotide messenger RNA. RefSeq lists its product as hypothetical. The record is from RefSeq and is a predicted model, not a curated record. The coding region runs from base 1 to 1395 and encodes 464 amino acids. Gene Ontology annotation, biological process: intracellular signal transduction; peptidyl-serine phosphorylation. Lineage: Eukaryota; Haptophyta; Isochrysidales; Noelaerhabdaceae. Gene Ontology annotation, molecular function: ATP binding; protein serine/threonine kinase activity. The transcript has 6 exons.